UCGUAUUCGGAUACUCGUAACACCGCCAGAAAAGACCGUCUUUCUCUUCUCUCACCGGUGAGUGGUGGCAAUGGCGGGAAGGCAAGUCACCGGCGAUGGCUUACCAACGAAUCUCGCUGGAAUGACUAAAAAUCAGCUCUACGACAUCAUGUCUCAGAUGAAGACGCUGAUCGAGCAGAACCAGCAGCAAGCUAGACAAAUCCUCAUUCAGAACCCGCUCCUUACCAAAGCUCUUUUUCAGGCACAGAUAAUGCUUGGAAUGUUGCAGCCACCUCAAGUGAUUCCAAACAUUGAGCAACCACCACCGCAGCAUUCUCAGCAAUCAACACAACUUUCUCAGCAGUCCAACAUUCAGGCAUCUCAGUCAUUGUCAGGUCAAGUGGGUAUUAAGGACCAAGCCGGUGCAUCUCAGAUGCAGACUCCUGCACGGAUGCAACAUCAGAACCAGCCACCCGUGGCUAUCUCUUCUCCUGCCGUUCCUGCUGUACAUAUUCAACCUCAGCCUACACCUAUACAUCCUUUGCAAACACCACAACCUCUUAAAGGACACUUGCAUCCCCAGGUUACUACAACAUCUAUUCCGCAGUCCUCUCAGCUUCCGAAUUUACCUUCUCUUCCUCUCCAUUCUUCUUCACAGCAACCUCCACAUCAUCAAUCCCAAAUGUCUACACCUUCGGGUCAGAUGCAACAAUCUAUGCAGACAGCUGGAAUCCCUCAUUUGCCUUUACACCCGCCAUUGCCACCACAACCAAGACCACAUUCAAUGGGGAAUUUCCAACAUCAGUAUCCUCCGCAUAUGGGAACUAAUGUGGGGUAUCAACAUGCUGGUCCUCCUCAGCAUCAUUCACAGCCCAUGUUUCAUUCAGGGAAUAAGCCUCCAGGUAAUAUUGGGCCAUCAUUUUCACACCCGCAGCAUCCACAUCAAAGUCAGCCACCUCCACAGUUAAUGUAUCAGGGGGGAAAUAUGCCUACAGAAUUCAACAACCAAGGUGGAAACCCGAUGCAAGUGGAUAGAGGAUCUGCAUGGAUGCCUGCUCCACCUGAAAAUUCAGCAUUAACACAGCUUUCUGCACAGCAGUCAGUAAUUCCUGGUCAGAUGGGUCCUGGAAAUCAGCCUCCUCGAGCCCCAUCGCUGACCCCUGAGAUGGAGAAGGCACUGCUUCAACAAGUGAUGAGUCUAACACCAGAGCAAAUUAAUCUCCUGCCGCCCGAGCAAAGAAAUCAAGUGCUCCAGCUGCAGCAGAUACUGCGCCAAUGAAAACAGUGACUUUUUUGGACCUUAAGUUUUUGUGUUCAUGAAGCUGAAAUCUACUGAUUGGUGUUCCUUCCUUGUCAUCCCCAAUGAUUAGUCGGCUGAAGUUGACUUAGAAUUCACGAAAAUAGGUUACUUGAUAUGCUCAAUUCUAUUAGUCUCACCAUAAUCCCCUAAUUUGUGAAGUAAUGUUCAAGUUCUUGUAACUCUGCGACAUAUAUAUAUUCUUUCAUUUUGGUCGUGUGCGUGGGAAAAAAUAAUGCCGUGCUUGAUAUGGUAAAUAUAAGAUUUCAGACUA
Molecule: messenger RNA, 1550 nt
Organism: Humulus lupulus (European hop)
Lineage: Eukaryota; Viridiplantae; Streptophyta; Magnoliopsida; Rosales; Cannabaceae
Product: cleavage stimulating factor 64
Exons: 7
Coding region: 71-1258 (395 amino acids)
Biological process (GO): mRNA 3'-end processing
Source: RefSeq, a predicted model, not a curated record